Messenger RNA from Prunus armeniaca (apricot), 4041 nucleotides. The record is from the annotation of a GenBank genome assembly. NCBI's taxonomy places the organism in Eukaryota, Viridiplantae, Streptophyta, Magnoliopsida, Rosales, Rosaceae.
AUGGAGAAGAUAGAGGCGGAUUUGAAAGAGUCUGAGUUCAAGCAGAGGAGCCUGGCCAAGGCGUACGAUAUUAUACAUGCGCAAGCUAAUUCGUUCCUUAUUUUUACUGUGCAGUGGAAGGACCUAGACGAUCACUUUGAGUCGACUCGGAACUCGCUAGAGACCCGGUUCCGUGAACUCGAGGCCCGCGAGGAGGAUAUCGGAGUCCGGGAGACGAAGUUGGAAGCCAACGAGUGGAAAUUUCGCUCGGAGAAGGAAGCAAAAGCCUGCGAGUUGCGCGGCCUUGAUAGAUUGAUCGAUCAGAAAUUGAAAGAGGUAACUGACUGUAAAAACCACUUGCAUUCACUUUUGUCAUUGAUUCAAGAACACAGCGAUGAGGUCAUUGUUCAGGAGAAUCGGUUGAUGGAAGUUGAGAAGUUUGUUAGAGAGAAGGAGAUGGAGUUUGAUUCUGUUGACCGGCGUGUUAAAGAGAGGACGAAAAAAUUGAAUUGGGUUGAGAAAAUUGUGGAAGAGAAGGAGAUGGAGUUUGAUUCGAUUGACCGGCGUGUUAAAGAGGGGACCGAAAAUUUGAAUUGGGUCGAGAAAAUUCUGGAAGAGAAGUCGAAAUUGGCCGAGUCUAAGGAGGAGGAAGUGAAACGCUUUCAAGAAGCGUUGAACAAGUACGUUGAGGACAUAGAGUUGAAGAAGAGGCAAUUGAAUGAGAUUCUUGGGUCAAUUGAGAAGCACAAGAAAGAGGUUGAUUUGAAAGAAGAGCUAGUUGAAGCAACGAAAAGAUCGAUUGAGGAAUGCGACAGGAAGUUGAUAUUGAAAGAGGAGAAACUUAAGUUGAUUAAAAAAUCGUUAGUGGAGUGCUCUAAUACACUCGAAUCGAGAGAGAAAAAUAUUAAGGAAAUAGAUUUGAAAGAGAGAGAUUUUGGUAUGCUUAAGAAUUCAAUGGAGGAGUGGUCGUGUAAACUUGAUUUCAGAGCGAGGGAACUUGAAUUGAUGGACAAGAGGGUAAGUGAACGCCUCAACGAGGUUAAGUUGAAAGAAAAGAAUUUGGAUGAACUCCAAAAAUCGAUCAGAGAUGGCGAGAAGCAUUUGGAUAAAAUGUCUAAGGGACUUCAAAUGAAAGAGAGUCAACUUGAAGACCAGGUCAAAGAGCUUGCAUUGAGGCAGAAAGAAGUUGAUUCGAUCAAAAAAUCCAAUGAAGAACACACCCAAAACCUGGAAUCAAAAGAGGCACAACUUGAAGACCAGGCCAAAGAGCUUGAAUUGAAGCAGAAAGAAUUAUUUUCGAUACAAAAAUCCACUGAAGAACACACCUUAACUUUGAAAUUGAAAGAGAGGCAACUUGAAGACCAGGCCAAAGAGCUUGCACUGAAGCAGAAAGAAUUUAUUUUGAUAAAAAAUUCCACUGAAGAACACAACGGAAUCCUGAAAGCAAAAGAGAGGCAACUUGAAGACCAGGCCAAAGAGCUUGAAUUGAAGCAGAAAGAUUUUGAUUCGAUCAGAAAAUCCAGUGAAGAACUCAUCCGAAACCUGAAAUCAAAAGAAAGGCAACUUGAAGACCAGGCCAAAGAGCUUGAAUUGAAGCAGAAAGAUUUUGAUUCGAUCAGAAAAUCCAGUGAAGAACUCAUCCGAAACCUGAAAUCAAAAGAAAGGCAACUUGAAGACCAGGGCAAAGAGCUUGAAUUGAAGCAGAAAGAAUUUGAUUCCAUUAAAAAAUCCACUGAAGAACACACCCGAAACCUGAAAUCGAAAGAAAUGCAACUUGAGGACCAGGCCAAAGAGCUUGAAUUGAAGCAGAAAGAAUUUGAUUCGAUUAAAAAAUCCACAGAAGAACACACCCGAAACCUGAAAGCGAAAGAGAGGCAACUUGAAGUCCAGGCCAAAGAGCUUGAAUUGAAGCAGAAAGAAUUUGAUUCAAUCAGAAAAUCCACUGAAGAACUCAUCCAAAACAUGAAAGAAAGGCAACUUGAGCAGAAAGAAUUUGAUUCGAUCAGAAAAUCCUGUGAAGAACACAUCCAAAACAUGAAAUCGAAAAAAAGGCAAAUUGAAGAUCAGGCCAAAGGGAUUGAAUUGAAGCAGAAAGAAUUUGAUUCGAUUAAAAAAUCCACCGAAGAACAUACCCGAAACCUGAAAGCGAAAGAGAAAACUAAUGCCCUUCAUUCUCAAGUGAAGAUUGAGCAACUGGAAUAUAUCCCUUCCAACCAGGCCUUUGUUCCUUCUUCUGCAAUUAAUCAAUCCAGCAUCUAUAGGGAUGGUAGAGGCUUGCAGUUGUUCAUGAAUGAGCAUUUGAAGAGAAUUGAUUUAGUGGGUAGCGAAAUCUCAGCUGUUCUUGAGGCCUCAUUGGACCCAGCAAAAUUGGUUUUGGAUGCAAUGCAAGGGUUUUACCCCUCAAACUCGACUGUAGACAACAGGGAGUGUAAUUUUGAUUUGAGAGUUAUUAGGAGGAGUUGUAUUCUUUUGUUAGAGGCUUUAAAGAAAGUCUCACCACAAAUUAAUCCUCCGGUGAGAGAAGAAGCAAUUAAGUUGGCGGGUGACUGGAAGGCUAAAAUGACGGGGGCAACCGAGAAUUGGUUGGAGAUUUUGGGUUUUUUGAGGCUUGUUACUACGUAUGAAAUCACCUCUGAGUAUGAAGGGAAGGAUCUUCAAAGUCUUGUUGCUACAAUUGCCGAGUAUGAACAGGCAACUGAAUUAUCCCAGGCCCUUGGUAGCACAGAAAAGGGAUCUGCCAGCAUCAUUUGUUCCCCCGUCAAAACUGAGAAACCAGAAUCUUCCCUGACCAAAAUGCAGCAGGGGUUUGUACAUGAGCUUGCGAGAGGGAAUCAUUUAAUACAAAGUGAAACUUUGGCUGCUCUUCAGACGUCGUUGGACCCAGCAAAAUUUGUGUUGGAUGUGAUGCAAAAUUCUUUUGCUCAAUACUGGGGAAAUGGGGAUGUUCGUUCUAGAGAAACUGUCAUGUUGAGUUUCAUCAACCUAUUGGAGCAGCUAAUUUGUAUCUCACCGCAUGUUGGACCGCAUGUGAAGGAUGAUGCAAGAAAUCUAGCAAUCCAGUGGAAAGCAAAAAUGGGAGCUGAUACUCAAAAUUCAUUGGAACAUUUGGGUUUUUUGCAGUUUAUUGCUACAUAUGGGUUGUUUUCUACCUUUCCUAGAUAUGAUAUGGUAUCGCUUCUUGGGAGGAUUUCUCAGGAUAAACAGACUCGAGAAUUAUGUCAGAAACUCAGUUUUGCAGAUAAGAUCCCUGCCCAUUUUAUUCUGAAUCUUAUUGAAAGAAGGCAACUGAUUGAGGCUGUUAGGUUGAUUUGCACAUUCAAGUUAAUUGACACUUUCCCCCCUGUUCCACUCUUAGAAAAGUUUGUGGAGAAUACAAAGAACUGGAACAGGAGAAUUUGCAAGAAAAAGAAAUCACUAGAUGAAAAGGUUAAGGUUUUAGAUAAUGAAAUUGCUGAUUUAAGAGAUGUGAUUCAGUGCAUCAAAGAUUGCAAUCUCGAGUCUGUAUACCCAUCUGGGAAGAUUGAAUUACAAAUAGCUAUGGUUGAGAAAAUAAAGGAGGGUCAAAGACGUUCAGCGAUAUCUCUUGCCUGCAAAGUUGGGCAACAAGAGGAGAACAAAUCUCUUGUCUGCGAAGUUGAACAACAUGAACAGAGUAAAUUUAUUGCCAUCAAGACUGAACAACAAGAGGCUAAUAAGUUUGAACAACAAAAGCAGACAAAUUGGAAUAAACGCCGAGGGGCUCAACCACAUCAACAACAACAGCAUCCAAAUAAAUUCCAACGAACGGGGGGAUCGGCUGCUAGACUAUAUCGAAUGCCAACUUCCUGUCCUGACUAUCAGCAUAGAAGUGUGCCAUCUUGGCAGCAUGAGAAUUAUAGACACCCUGGGCGGUUUGGUAUGGCCGCGGCCAACGAAUAUGGAAUUGGCGCUAAUUGUGGACACCCUGGGCAGUUUGGUAUGUAUGCCAACGACUACGAAACUGGUGCAAUGCCGAAUUCUGGAAUACAUCGGCCGCAUCACUUCACCCCCAGCCCUCCUCCACUUGGCACUUAUCAACCCUAG